UGAGGCAGUGCCCAUAGAGCAAGUCCAACAAAUGGAAAAAGAUAAAGAAAUGCCCAAAGACAGUGUUCAGAUUGAGCCGCAAGAGCCGACUUUUGCAGUGUGUGAAAUUCAACCAACAGCACCUCAGGCAGAAAUAGCAAUUGAAAGUGGCGCAACCUCACCAAAAGACAUUGAAACAACUGUUCAAAUUGAGCCACAACAGCUUGAUUUGGUGGUGUGUGAAAAGGAGGAAACACAGCCCGAAACUUUGGCAGUACCAACAGAGCAGAUCCAACAAAUUGAAAAAGAGAAAGAAACUCCAGUAGAAACACCCAAAGACAGUGUUGAGAUUGAGCCGCAAGAGCCGACUUUUGUGGUGUGUGAAAUUCAACCAACAGCACCUCAGGUAGAAAUGGAAAUUGAAUGUGGUGUAACCUCACCAAAAGACAUUGACACAACUGUUCAAAUUGAGCCACAACAGCUGGAUUUGGUGGUAUGUGAAAAGGAGGAAACUCUACCUCGGCCAGAAAUUUCAGAAUUGACACCUAAAGAGGGAAUCCCUGUCUUAGAGGUUGCUCUGUCUGAUCAAUCAGUGAGUCCACCAGUUGAGCGUGAAUUGUUGCCUACAGGUGAGGGUCAAAUGCCGACGACUGAAACACCUGAUGAAACUGAAAUCUCCAAAACCAAACAAAAGAAAAAGACAAGGAAACACAAGAAGACAAGCAAGGACAAGAGUCUUGAGGAAGAGGAAGCACCUUCUGACUUCCAAGAGGUAAAACCUGAUUCUACUGAACCACAGACAGUGAUCAAAACAACAGAGGAAAGAUUGGUUCCUUCUGAAGAACAAGAUUUCAUAACUCAACCGCCACCAGACACUGAGGCAGUGCCCAUAGAGCAAGUCCAACAAAUGGAAAAAGAUAAAGAAACUCCAGUAGAAACGCCCAAAGACAGUGUUCAGAUUGAGCCGCAAGAGCCGACUUUUGCGGUGUGUGACAUUCAACCAACAGCACCUCAGGCAGAAAUAGCAAUUGAAAGUGGCGCAACCUCACCAAAAGACAUUGAAACAACUGUUCAAAUUGAGCCACAACAGCUUGAUUUGGUGGUGUGUGAAAAGGAGGAAACACAGCCCGAAACUUUGGCAGUACCAACAGAGCAGAUCCAACAAAUUGAAAAAGAGAAAGAAACUCCAGUAGAAACACCCAAAGACAGUGUUGAGAUUGAGCCGCAAGAGCCGACUUUUGUGGUGUGUGAAAUUCAACCAACAGCACCUCAGGUAGAAAUGGAAAUUGAAUGUGGUGUAACCUCACCAAAAGACAUUGACACAACUGUUCAAAUUGAGCCACAACAGCUGGAUUUGGUGGUAUGUGAAAAGGAGGAAACUCUACCUCGGCCAGAAAUUUCAGAAUUGACACCUAAAGAGGGAAUCCCUGUCUUAGAGGUUGCUCUGUCUGAUCAAUCAGUGAGUCCACCAGUUGAGCGUGAAUUGUUGCCUACAGGUGAGGGUCAAAUGCCGACCACUGAAACACCUGAUGAAACUGAAAUCUCCAAAACCAAACAAAAGAAGAAGACAAGCAAGGACAAGAGUCUUGAGGAAGAGGAAGCACCUUCUGACUUCCAAGAGGUAAAACCUGAUUCUACUGAACCACAGACAGUGAUCAAAACAACAGAGGAAAGAUUGGUUCCUUCUGAAGAACAAGAUUUCAUAACUCAACCGCCACCAGACACUGAGGCAGUGCCCAUAGAGCAAGUCCAACAAAUGGAAAAAGAUAAAGAAACUCCAGUAGAAACGCCCAAAGACAGUGUUCAGAUUGAGCCGCAAGAGCCGACUUUUGCGGUGUGUGAAAUUCAACCAACAGCACCUCAGGCAGAAAUAGCAAUUGAAAGUGGCGCAACCUCACCAAAAGACAUUGAAACAACUGUUCAAAUUGAGCCACAACAGCUUGAUUUGGUGGUGUGUGAAAAGGAGGAAACACAGCCCGAAACUUUGGCAGUACCAACAGAGCAGAUCCAACAAAUUGAAAGAGAGAAAGAAACUCCAGUAGAAACACCCAAAGACAGUGUUGAGAUUGAGCCGCAAGAGCCGACUUUUGUGGUGUGUGAAAUUCAACCAACAGCACCUCAGGUAGAAAUGGAAAUUGAAUGUGGUGUAACCUCACCAAAAGACAUUGAAACAACUGUUCAAAUUGAGCCACAACAGCUGGAUUUGGUGGUAUGUGAAAAGGAGGAAACUCUACCUCGGCCAGAAAUUUCAGAAUUGACACCUAAAGAGGGAAUCCCUGUCUUAGAGGUUGCUCUGUCUGAUCAAUCAGUGAGUCCACCAGUUGAGCGUGAAUUGUUGCCUACAGGUGAGGGUCAAAUGCCGACGACUGAAACACCUGAUGAAACUGAAAUCUCCAAAACCAAACAAAAGAAAAAGACAAGGAAACACAAGAAGACAAGCAAGGACAAGAGUCUUGAGGAAGAGGAAGCACCUUCUGACUUCCAAGAGGUAAAACCUGAUUCUACUGAACCACAGACAGUGAUCAAAACAACAGAGGAAAGAUUGGUUCCUUCUGAAGAACAAGAUUUCAUAACUCAACCGCCACCAGACACUGAGGCAGUGCCCAUAGAGCAAGUCCAACAAAUGGAAAAAGAUAAAGAAACUCCAGUAGAAACGCCCAAAGACAGUGUUCAGAUUGAGCCGCAAGAGCCGACUUUUGCGGUGUGUGAAAUUCAACCAACAGCACCUCAGGCAGAAAUAGCAAUUGAAAGUGGCGCAACCUCACCAAAAGACAUUGAAACAACUGUUCAAAUUGAGCCACAACAGCUUGAUUUGGUGGUGUGUGAAAAGGAGGAAACACAGCCCGAAACUUUGGCAGUACCAACAGAGCAGAUCCAACAAAUUGAAAAAGAGAAAGAAACUCCAGUAGAAACACCCAAAGACAGUGUUGAGAUUGAGCCGCAAGAGCCGACUUUUGUGGUGUGUGAAAUUCAACCAACAGCACCUCAGGUAGAAAUGGAAAUUGAAUGUGGUGUAACCUCACCAAAAGACAUUGACACAACUGUUCAAAUUGAGCCACAACAGCUGGAUUUGGUGGUAUGUGAAAAGGAGGAAACUCUACCUCGGCCAGAAAUUUCAGAAUUGACACCUAAAGAGGGAAUCCCUGUCUUAGAGGUUGCUCUGUCUGAUCAAUCAGUGAGUCCACCAGUUGAGCGUGAAUUGUUGCCUACAGGUGAGGGUCAAAUGCCGACCACUGAAACACCUGAUGAAACUGAAAUCUCCAAAACCAAACAAAAAGAAGAACAAGAAGACAAGCAAGGACAAGAGUCUUGAGGAAGAGGAAGCACCUUCUGACUUCCAAGAGGUAAAACCUGAUUCUACUGAACCACAGACAGUGAUCAAAACAACAGAGGAAAGAUUGGUUCCUUCUGAAGAACAAGAUUUCAUAACUCAACCGCCACCAGACACUGAGGCAGUGCCCAUAGAGCAAGUCCAACAAAUGGAAAAAGAUAAAGAAACUCCAGUAGAAACGCCCAAAGACAGUGUUCAGAUUGAGCCGCAAGAGCCGACUUUUGCGGUGUGUGAAAUUCAACCAACAGCACCUCAGGCAGAAAUAGCAAUUGAAAGUGGCGCAACCUCACCAAAAGACAUUGAAACAACUGUUCAAAUUGAGCCACAACAGCUUGAUUUGGUGGUGUGUGAAAAGGAGGAAACACAGCCCGAAACUUUGGCAGUACCAACAGAGCAGGUCCAACAAAUUGAAAAAGAGAAAGAAACUCCAGUAGAAACACCCAAAGACAGUGUUGAGAUUGAGCCGCAAGAGCCGACUUUUGUGGUGUGUGAAAUUCAACCAACAGCACCUCAGGUAGAAAUGGAAAUUGAAUGUGGUGUAACCUCACCAAAAGACAUUGAAACAACUGUUCAAAUUGAGCCACAACAGCUGGAUUUGGUGGUAUGUGAAAAGGAGGAAACUCUACCUCGGCCAGAAAUUUCAGAAUUGACACCUAAAGAGGGAAUCCCUGUCUUAGAGGUUGCUCUGUCUGAUCAAUCAGUGAGUCCACCAGUUGAGCGUGAAUUGUUGCCUACAGGUGAGGGUCAAAUGCCGACGACUGAAACACCUGAUGAAACUGAAAUCUCCAAAACCAAACAAAAGAAAAAGACAAGGAAACACAAGAAGACAAGCAAGGACAAGAGUCUUGAGGAAGAGGAAGCACCUUCUGACUUCCAAGAGGUAAAACCUGAUUCUACUGAACCACAGACAGUGAUCAAAACAACAGAGGAAAGAUUGGUUCCUUCUGAAGAACAAGAUUUCAUAACUCAACCGCCACCAGACACUGAGGCAGUGCCCAUAGAGCAAGUCCAACAAAUGGAAAAAGAUAAAGAAACUCCAGUAGAAACGCCCAAAGACAGUGUUCAGAUUGAGCCGCAAGAGCCGACUUUUGCGGUGUGUGAAAUUCAACCAACAGCACCUCAGGCAGAAAUAGCAAUUGAAAGUGGCGCAACCUCACCAAAAGACAUUGAAACAACUGUUCAAAUUGAGCCACAACAGCUUGAUUUGGUGGUGUGUGAAAAGGAGGAAACACAGCCCGAAACUUUGGCAGUACCAACAGAGCAGGUCCAACAAAUUGAAAAAGAGAAAGAAACUCCAGUAGAAACACCCAAAGACAGUGUUGAGAUUGAGCCGCAAGAGCCGACUUUUGUGGUGUGUGAAAUUCAACCAACAGCACCUCAGGUAGAAAUGGAAAUUGAAUGUGGUGUAACCUCACCAAAAGACAUUGAAACAACUGUUCAAAUUGAGCCACAACAGCUGGAUUUGGUGGUAUGUGAAAAGGAGGAAACUCUACCUCGGCCAGAAAUUUCAGAAUUGACACCUAAAGAGGGAAUCCCUGUCUUAGAGGUUGCUCUGUCUGAUCAAUCAGUGAGUCCACCAGUUGAGCGUGAAUUGUUGCCUACAGGUGAGGGUCAAAUGCCGACCACUGAAACACCUGAUGAAACUGAAAUCUCCAAAACCAAACAAAAGAAAAAGACAAGGAAACACAAGAAGACAAGCAAGGACAAGAGUCUUGAGGAAGAGGAAGCACCUUCUGACUUCCAAGAGGUAAAACCUGAUUCUACUGAACCACAGACAGUGAUCAAAACAACAGAGGAAAGAUUGGUUCCUUCUGAAGAACAAGAUUUCAUAACUCAACCGCCACCAGACACUGAGGCAGUGCCCAUAGAGCAAGUCCAACAAAUGGAAAAAGAUAAAGAAACUCCAGUAGAAACGCCCAAAGACAGUGUUCAGAUUGAGCCACAAGAGCCGACUUUUGCGGUGUGUGAAAUUCAACCAACAGCACCUCAGGCAGAAAUAGCAAUUGAAAGUGGCGCAACCUCACCAAAAGACAUUGAAACAACUGUUCAAAUUGAGCCACAACAGCUGGAUUUGGUGGUAUGUGAAAAGGAGGAAACUCUACCUCGGCCAGAAAUUUCAGAAUUGACACCUAAAGAGGGAAUCCCUGUCUUAGAGGUUGCUCUGUCUGAUCAAUCAGUGAGUCCACCAGUUGAGCGUGAAUUGUUGCCUACAGGUGAGGGUCAAAUGCCGACGACUGAAACACCUGAUGAAACUGAAAUCUCCAAAACCAAACAAAAGAAAAAGACAAGGAAACACAAGAAGACAAGCAAGGACAAGAGUCUUGAGGAAGAGGAAGCACCUUCUGACUUCCAAGAGGUAAAACCUGAUUCUACUGAACCACAGACAGUGAUCAAAACAACAGAGGAAAGAUUGGUUCCUUCUGAAGAACAAGAUUUCAUAACUCAACCGCCACCAGACACUGAGGCAGUGCCCAUAGAGCAAGUCCAACAAAUGGAAAAAGAUAAAGAAACUCCAGUAGAAACGCCCAAAGACAGUGUUCAGAUUGAGCCACAAGAGCCGACUUUUGCGGUGUGUGAAAUUCAACCAACAGCACCUCAGGCAGAAAUAGCAAUUGAAAGUGGCGCAACCUCACCAAAAGACAUUGAAACAACUGUUCAAAUUGAGCCACAACAGCUUGAUUUGGUGGUGUGUGAAAAGGAGGAAACACAGCCCGAAACUUUGGCAGUACCAACAGAGCAGAUCCAACAAAUUGAAAAAGAGAAAGAAACUCCAGUAGAAACACCCAAAGACAGUGUUGAGAUUGAGCCGCAAGAGCCGACUUUUGUGGUGUGUGAAAUUCAACCAACAGCACCUCAGGUAGAAAUGGAAAUUGAAUGUGGUGUAACCUCACCAAAAGACAUUGACACAACUGUUCAAAUUGAGCCACAACAGCUGGAUUUGGUGGUAUGUGAAAAGGAGGAAACUCUACCUCGGCCAGAAAUUUCAGAAUUGACACCUAAAGAGGGAAUCCCUGUCUUAGAGGUUGCUCUGUCUGAUCAAUCAGUGAGUCCACCAGUUGAGCGUGAAUUGUUGCCUACAGGUGAGGGUCAAAUGCCGACCACUGAAACACCUGAUGAAACUGAAAUCUCCAAAACCAAACAAAAGAAAAAGACAAGGAAACACAAGAAGACAAGCAAGGACAAGAGUCUUGAGGAAGAGGAAGCACCUUCUGACUUCCAAGAGGUAAACCCUGAUUCUACUGAACCACAGACAGUGAUCAAAACAACAGAGGAAAGAUUGGUUCCUUCUGAAGAACAAGAUUUCAUAACUCAACCGCCACCAGACACUGAGGCAGUGCCCAUAGAGCAAGUCCAACAAAUGGAAAAAGAUAAAGAAACGCCCAAAGACAGUGUUCAGAUUGAGCCGCAAGAGCCGACUUUUGCGGUGUGUGAAAUUCAACCAACAGCACCUCAGGCAGAAAUAGUAAUUGAAAGUGGCGCAACCUCACCAAAAGAAAUUGAAACAACUGUUCAAAUUGAGCCACAACAGCUUGAUUUGGUGGUGUGUGAAAAGGAGGAAACACAGCCCGAAACUUUGGCAGUACCAACAGAGCAGAUCCAACAAAUUGAAAAAGAGAAAGAAACUCCAGUAGAAACACCCAAAGACAGUGUUGAGAUUGAGCCGCAAGAGCCGACUUUUGUGGUGUGUGAAAUUCAACCAACAGCACCUCAGGUAGAAAUGGAAAUUGAAUGUGGUGUAACCUCACCAAAAGACAUUGACACAACUGUUCAAAUAGAGCCACAACAGCUGGAUUUGGUGGUAUGUGAAAAGGAGGAAACUCUACCUCGGCCAGAAAUUUCAGAAUUGACACCUAAAGAGGGAAUCCCUGUCUUAGAGGUUGCUCUGUCUGAUCAAUCAGUGAGUCCACCAGUUGAGCGUGAAUUGUUGCCUACAGGUGAGGGUCAAAUGCCGACCACUGAAACACCUGAUGAAACUGAAAUCUCCAAAACCAAACAAAAGAAAAAGACAAGGAAACACAAGAAGACAAGCAAGGACAAGAGUCUUGAGGAAGAGGAAGCACCUUCUGACUUCCAAGAGGUAAAACCUGAUUCUACUGAACCACAGACAGUGAUCAAAACAACAGAGGAAAGAUUGGUUCCUUCUGAAGAACAAGAUAUCAUAACUCAACCACCGCCAGACACUGAGGCAGUGCCCAUAGAGCAAGUCCAACAAAUGGAAAAAGAUAAAGAAACGCCCAAAGACAGUGUUCAGAUUGAGCCGCAAGAGCCGACUUUUGCGGUGUGUGAAAUUCAACCAACAGCACCUCAGGCAGAAAUAGCAAUUGAAAGUGGCGCAACCUCACCAAAAGACAUUGAAACAACUGUUCAAAUUGAGCCACAACAGCUUGAUUUGGUGGUGUGUGAAAAGGAGGAAACACAGCCCGAAACUUUGGCAGUACCAACAGAGCAGAUCCAACAAAUUGAAAAAGAGAAAGAAACUCCAGUAGAAACACCCAAAGACAGUGUUGAGAUUGAGCCGCAAGAGCCGACUUUUGUGGUGUGUGAAAUUCAACCAACAGCACCUCAGGUAGAAAUGGAAAUUGAAUGUGGUGUAACCUCACCAAAAGACAUUGACACAACUGUUCAAAUUGAGCCACAACAGCUGGAUUUGGUGGUAUGUGAAAAGGAGGAAACUCUACCUCGGCCAGAAAUUUCAGAAUUGACACCUAAAGAGGGAAUCCCUGUCUUAGAGGUUGCUCUGUCUGAUCAAUCAGUGAGUCCACCAGUUGAGCGUGAAUUGUUGCCUACAGGUGAGGGUCAAAUGCCGACGACUGAAACACCUGAUGAAACUGAAAUCUCCAAAACCAAACAAAAGAAAAAGACAAGGAAACACAAGAAGACAAGCAAGGACAAGAGUCUUGAGGAAGAGGAAGCACCUUCUGACUUCCAAGAGGUAAAACCUGAUUCUACUGAACCACAGACAGUGAUCAAAACAACAGAGGAAAGAUUGGUUCCUUCUGAAGAACAAGAUUUCAUAACUCAACCGCCACCAGACACUGAGGCAGUGCCCAUAGAGCAAGUCCAACAAAUGGAAAAAGAUAAAGAAAUGCCCAAAGACAGUGUUCAGAUUGAGCCGCAAGAGCCGACUUUUGCGGUGUGUGAAAUUCAACCAACAGCACCUCAGGCAGAAAUAGCAAUUGAAAGUGGCGCAACCUCACCAAAAGACAUUGAAACAACUGUUCAAAUUGAGCCACAACAGCUUGAUUUGGUGGUGUGUGAAAAGGAGGAAACACAGCCCGAAACUUUGGCAGUACCAACGGAGCAGAUCCAACAAAUUGAAAAAGAGAAAGAAACUCCAGUAGAAACACCCAAAGACAGUGUUGAGAUUGAGCCGCAAGAGCCGACUUUUGCGGUGUGUGAAAUUCAACCAACAGCACCUCAGGCAGAAUUGGUAAUUGAAAGUGGCGCAACCUCACCAAAAGACAUUGAAACAACUGUUCAAAUUGAGCCACAAGAGCUGACAGUGAGUGAGACAGAGGUCUCCAAAAAAGACUCAAGUGCAGAGUUGAAGAUCACAGAAGUUGAUUCACAGCCAUCUUUCAUUGAUCUUGUGAAAGCAGCAGCGCAGGAAAUUACCAAAGGUGUGGAAGAAAUCUUUACCACUGAUUCUGCCAAAACUGAUAAAUUAGAUGAGGAACAAGUGGCCAUUUCUGAGGAUAUAGUUGACCAGUCAAAGUCUCAACGAGAGGAAACAGAAUUGACAGGUGAACCAAAGCCAAAUGUAAUUCAAAUUCAGUCAAAGACAGAAUCAGUAACAAUAAUAACACAGGAGGAUCAACCAACUGAGGAGGAAAAAGAUCAAUCAAAGAAAGAUUCUGUUCAAAUUGAGCCACAACAGCUUGAUUUGGUGGUGUGUGAAAAGGAGGAAACACAGCCCGAAACUUUGGCAGUACCAACAGAGCAGGUCCAACAAAUUGAAAAAGAGAAAGAAACUCCAGUAGAAACACCCAAAGACAGUGUUGAGAUUGAGCCACAAGAGCCGACUUUUGUGGUGUGUGAAAUUCAACCAACAGCACCUCAGGCAGAAAUAGCAAUUGAAAGUGGUGCAACCUCACCAAAAGACAUUGAAACAACUGUUCAAAUUGAGCCACAACAGCUGGAUUUGGUGGUAUGUGAAAAGGAGGAAACUCUACCUCGGCCAGAAAUUUCAGAAUUGACACCUAAAGAGGGAAUCCCUGUCUUAGAGGUUGCUCUGUCUGAUCAAUCAGUGAGUCCACCAGUUGAGCGUGAAUUGUUGCCUACAGGUGAGGGUCAAAUGCCGACCACUGAAACACCUGAUGAAACUGAAAUCUCCAAAACCAAACAAAAGAAAAAGACAAGGAAACACAAGAAGACAAGCAAGGACAAGAGUCUUGAGGAAGAGGAAGCACCUUCUGACUUCCAAGAGGUAAAACCUGAUUCUACUGAACCACAGACAGUGAUCAAAACAACAGAGGAAAGAUUGGUUCCUUCUGAAGAACAAGAUUUCAUAACUCAACCGCCACCAGACACUGAGGCAGUGCCCAUAGAGCAAGUCCAACAAAUGGAAAAAGAUAAAGAAACUCCAGUAGAAACGCCCAAAGACAGUGUUCAGAUUGAGCCGCAAGAGCCGACUUUUGCGGUGUGUGAAAUUCAACCAACAGCACCUCAGGCAGAAAUAGCAAUUGAAAGUGGCGCAACCUCACCAAAAGACAUUGAAACAACUGUUCAAAUUGAGCCACAACAGCUUGAUUUGGUGGUGUGUGAAAAGGAGGAAACACAGCCCGAAACUUUGGCAGUACCAACAGAGCAGAUCCAACAAAUUGAAAAAGAGAAAGAAACUCCAGUAGAAACACCCAAAGACAGUGUUGAGAUUAAGCCGCAAGAGCCGACUUUUGUGGUGUGUGAAAUUCAACCAACAGCACCUCAGGCAGAAACGGAAAUUGAAAGUGGCGCAACCUCACCAAACGACAUUGAAACAACUGUUCAAAUUGAGCCACAACAGCUUGAUUUGGUGGUUUGUGAAAAGGAGGAAACACAGCCCGAAACUUUGGCAGUGCCAACAGAGCAGAUUCAACAAAUUGAAAAAGAGAAAGAAACUCCAGUAGAAACACCCAAAGACAGUGUUGAGAUUGAGCCGCAAGAGCCGACUUUUGUGGUGUGUGAAAUUCAACCAACAGCACCUCAGGUAGAAAUGGAAAUUGAAUGUGGUGUAACCUCACCAAAAGACAUUGACACAACUGUUCAAAUUGAGCCACAACAGCUGGAUUUGGUGGUAUGUGAAAAGGAGGAAACUCUACCUCGGCCAGAAAUUUCAGAAUUGACACCUAAAGAGGGAAUCCCUGUCUUAGAGGUUGCUCUGUCUGAUCAAUCAGUGAGUCCACCAGUUGAGCGUGAAUUGUUGCCUACAGGUGAGGGUCAAAUGCCGACCACUGAAACACCUGAUGAAACUGAAAUCUCCAAAACCAAACAAAAGAAAAAGACAAGGAAACACAAGAAGACAAGCAAGGACAAGAGUCUUGAGGAAGAGGAAGCACCUUCUGACUUCCAAGAGGUAAAACCUGAUUCUACUGAACCACAGACAGUGAUCAAAACAACAGAGGAAAGAUUGGUUCCUUCUGAAGAACAAGAUUUCAUAACUCAACCGCCACCAGACACUGAGGCAGUGCCCAUAGAGCAAGUCCAACAAAUGGAAAAAGAUAAAGAAACGCCCAAAGACAGUGUUCAGAUUGAGCCGCAAGAGCCGACUUUUGCGGUGUGUGAAAUUCAACCAACAGCACCUCAGGCAGAAAUGGCAAUUGAAAGUGGCGCAACCUCACCAAAAGACAUUGAAACAACUGUUCAAAUUGAGCCACAACAGCUUGAUUUGGUGGUGUGUGAAAAGGAGGAAACACAGCCCGAAACUUUGGCAGUACCAACAGAGCAGAUCCAACAAAUUGAAAAAGAGAAAGAAACUCCAGUAGAAACGCCCAAAGACAGUGUUCAGAUUGAGCCGCAAGAGCCGACUUUUGCGGUGUGUGAAAUUCAACCAACAGCACCUCAGGCAGAAUUGGUAAUUGAAAGUGGCGCAACCUCACCAAAAGACAUUGAAACAACUGUUCAAAUUGAGCCACAAGAGCUGACAGUGAGUGAGACAGAGGUCUCCAAAAAAGACUCAAGUGCAGAGUUGAAGAUCACAGAAGUUGAUUCACAGCCAUCUUUCAUUGAUCUUGUGAAAGCAGCAGCGCAGGAAAUUACCAAAGGUGUGGAAGAAAUCUUUACCACUGAUUCUGCCAAAACUGAUAAAUUAGAUGAGGAACAAGUGGCCAUUUCUGAGGAUAUAGUUGACCAGUCAAAGUCUCAACGAGAGGAAACAGAAUUGACAGGUGAACCAAAGCCAAAUGUAAUUCAAAUUCAGUCAAAGACAGAAUCAGUAACAAUAAUAACACAGGAGGAUCAACCAACUGAGGAGGAAAAAGAUCAAUCAAAGAAAGAUUCUGUUCAAAUUGAGCCACAACAGCUUGAUUUGGUGGUGUGUGAAAAGGAGGAAACACAGCCCGAAACUUUGGCAGUACCAACAGAGCAGGUCCAACAAAUUGAAAAAGAGAAAGAAACUCCAGUAGAAACACCCAAAGACAGUGUUGAGAUUGAGCCACAAGAGCCGACUUUUGUGGUGUGUGAAAUUCAACCAACAGCACCUCAGGCAGAAAUAGCAAUUGAAAGUGGUGCAACCUCACCAAAAGACAUUGAAACAACUGUUCAAAUUGAGCCACAACAGCUGGAUUUGAUGGUAUGUGAAAAGGAGGAAACUCUACCUCGGCCAGAAAUUUCAGAAUUGACACCUAAAGAGGGAAUCCCUGUCUUAGAGGUUGCUCUGUCUGAUCAAUCAGUGAGUCCACCAGUUGAGCGUGAAUUGUUGCCUUCAGGCGAUGGUCAAAUACCGACCACUGAAACACCUGAUGAAACUGAAAUCUCCAAAACCAAACAAAAGAAAAAGACAAGGAAACACAAGAAGACAAGCAAGGACAAGAGUCUUGAGGAAGAGGAAGCACCUUCUGACUUCCAAGAGGUAAAACCUGAUUCUACUGAACCACAGACAGUGAUCAAAACAACAGAGGAAAGAUUGGUUCCUUCUGAAGAACAAGAUUUCAUAACUCAACCGCCACCAGACACUGAGGCAGUGCCCAUAGAGCAAGUCCAACAAAUGGAAAAAGAUAAAGAAACUCCAGUAGAAACGCCCAAAGACAGUGUUCAGAUUGAGCCGCAAGAGCCGACUUUUGCGGUGUGUGAAAUUCAACCAACAGCACCUCAGGCAGAAAUAGCAAUUGAAAGUGGCGCAACCUCACCAAAAGACAUUGAAACAACUGUUCAAAUUGAGCCACAACAGCUUGAUUUGGUGGUGUGUGAAAAGGAGGAAACACAGCCCGAAACUUUGGCAGUACCAACAGAGCAGAUCCAACAAAUUGAAAAAGAGAAAGAAACUCCAGUAGAAACACCCAAAGACAGUGUUGAGAUUAAGCCGCAAGAGCCGACUUUUGUGGUGUGUGAAAUUCAACCAACAGCACCUCAGGCAGAAACGGAAAUUGAAUGUGGUGUAACCUCACCAAAAGACGUUGACACAACUGUUCAAAUUGAGCCACAACAGCUGGAUUUGGUGGUAUGUGAAAAGGAGGAAACUCUACCUCGGCCAGAAAUUUCAGAAUUGACACCUAAAGAGGGAAUCCCUGUCUUAGAGGUUGCUCUGUCUGAUCAAUCAGUGAGUCCACCAGUUGAGCGUGAAUUGUUGCCUACAGGUGAGGGUCAAAUGCCGACCACUGAAACACCUGAUGAAACUGAAAUCUCCAAAACCAAACAAAAGAAAAAGACAAGGAAACACAAGAAGACAAGCAAGGACAAGAGUCUUGAGGAAGAGGAAGCACCUUCUGACUUCCAAGAGGUAAAACCUGAUUCUACUGAACCACAGACAGUGAUCAAAACAACAGAGGAAAGAUUGGUUCCUUCUGAAGAACAAGAUAUCAUAACUCAACCGCUGUCAGACACUGAGGCAGUGCCCAUAGUGCAAGUCCAACAAAUGGAAAAAGAAACUCCAGUAGAAACGCCCAAAGACGGUGUCCAGAUUGAGCCGCAAGAGCCGACUUUUGUGGUGUCUGACAUUCAACCAACAGCACCUCAGGCAGAAAUGGAUAUUGAAAGUGGUGUAACCUCACCAAAAGACAUUGAAAGAACUGUUCAAAUUGAGCCACAACUGCUGGAUUUGAUAGUUUGUGAAAAGGAGGAAUCUCAGCCCGAAGGUUUGGCAAUUCCAACAGAGCAGAUCCAACAAAUUGAAAAAGAGAAAGAAACUCCACUGAAAACACCCAAAGACAGUGUUCACAUUGAGUCCCAAGACCCAACUUUGAUUGUGUGUGAAAUUCAACCAACAGCACCUCAGGUAGAAAUGGCAAUUGAAAGUUACAUAACCUCACCAAAAGACAUUGAAACAACUGUUCAAAUUGAGCCACAAGAGCUGACAGUGAGUAAGACAGAGGUCUCCAAAAAAGACUCAAGUGCAGAGUUGAAGAUCACAGAAGUUGAUUCACAGCCAUCUUUCAUUGAUCUUGUGAAAGCAGCAGCGCAGGAAAUUACCAAAGGUGUGGAAGAAAUCUUUACCACUGAUUCUGCCAAAACUAUUAAAUUAGAUGAGGAACAAGAGGCCAUUUCUGAGGAUAUAGUUGACCAGUCAAAGUCUCAACGAGAGGAAACAGAAUUGACAGGUGAACCAAAGCCAAAUGUAAUUCAAAUUCAGUCAGAGACUGAAACAGUAACAGUAAUAACACAGGAGGGUCAACCAACUGAGGAGGAAAAAGAUCAAUCAAAGAAAGAUUCUGUUCAAAUGGAGCCACAACAGCUUGAUUUGGUGGUGUGUGAAAAGGAGGAAACACAGCCCAAAACUUUGGCAGUACCAACAGAGCUGGUCCAACAAAUUGAAAAAGAGAUAGAAACUCCACUGGAAACGUCCAAAGACAGUGUUCAGAUUGAGUCCCAAGACCCAAUUUUGAUGGUGUGUGAAAUUCAACCAACAGCAUCUCAGGCAGAAAUGGAAAUUGAUAGUGGCGUACCAUUAGCAAAAGACAUUCAAACAACUGUUAAAAUUGAGCCACAACAGCUGGAUUUGGUGGUGUGUGACAAGGAGGAAACUCUACCUCAGCUAGAAGCUGUGACAUUGACAACACAGCAGAUCCAAAUAAUUGAAAAAGAGAAAGAAACUCUAAUGGAUACUCCCAAAGUAGAUGUUCAGAUUGAGCCCGAAGAGCUAACUUUGGUGGUGUAUGAAAUACAGCCACCAGCAGCCGACACAGAAAUUGACAGUGAUUUACCAUUACCAAAGGACAUUGAAACAACUGUUCAAAUUGAACCACAAAAUUUGAAUUUGGUGGUAUGUGAAAAGGAGGAAACUCUACCUCGGCCAGAAAUUACAGAAUUUACACCUAAAGAAGGAAUCCCUGUCUUAGAGGUUGCUCUGUCUGAUCAGUCAGUGAGUCCACCAGUUGAGGGUGAAUUGUUGCCUUCAUGCGAGGGUAAAAUGCCGACCACAGAAACACUUGAUAAAUCUGAAGUCUCCAAAACCAAACAAAAUAAAAAGACAAGGAAACAAAAGAAGACAAGCAAGGACAAAAGUCUUGAGGAGGAGGAAGCACCUUCUGACUUCCAAGAGGUAAAACCUGAUUCUACUGAACCACAGACAGUGAUCAAAACAACAGAGGAAAGAUUGGUUCCUUCUGAAGAACGAGAUAUCAAAACUCAAUCUCCUUCAGCAAUUGGCGCAGUGCCAACAGAGCAAGUCCAACAAAUGGAAAACGAAAAAGAAACUCUAGUGGAAACGCCAGAAGACAGUGUUCAGGUUAAGUCCCAAGAGCCGACUUUGGUGGUGUGUGAAAUUCAACCAACAGCACCUCAGGCAGAAAUGGCAAUUGAUAGUGAGGUAUCAUUACCAGUAGACAUUGAAACUACUUUUCAAAUUGAGCCACAACAGCUUGCUCUGACCGUUUGUGACAAGUAUGAAACUGAAACUAUGCCAGAAUUUUCAGAAGUGACACCUAUGGAAGCAGUGUUUCCCUUGGAAGUUACUCUGUCUGAUGAUUCAGUCAGUGCAGUAGUUGAACAAGGUGUAAUGUUUCAACUUCAUCCAGAAAAUGUAUCAUUGGCAACAAGGCAAGAACAACAAUUUAAAAAAGAGGGUACAAAAGAAACUACUGACAAUGUUAGUGAAGAAGCAGUCUCCAAAAUGAAAACAGUUGUAGGUCUUAAGGUUUUUGAAAUUAAGAAGCAGCAUAUGUUUAUUGAUCUCAUAAAAGAAGCAGUGCAAGAAAUUACAAAAGGUGUGGAAGCAAUUUUUGCAGAUGAUCAUCCCAAAAGUCAAAUACUUGCUCCUGAAGGCUCUGCUAAUUUGGUUGAUAAUGUUGACUUAGGUAUAAUUGUAACUGAACAAACAGCAGGUAAGAAUACUGAUCAGUUAGGUAGUGAAAACAACAUAGAUUUUGCUGAUUUCCAGCCACUCGACCCAAACAACGAUGUAGAUCAAAUUGACCAAACUGACAAUUAUGACCAGAUAAAAUGGAAUGUAGAUAUAGAACUUGAUCAGACUCCUAAAGAAAAGCACUUUGAGGUAUCUAGCUCUAGGGUUAGUGAAGAAAAGGUACCUGAAGUUUCAAAAGUAGAAGGCACGGAGCUUGAGUGGGUAAAAAUGCAUGAUGAUUUGCAUGUUGUUCAAUCUGACACCGCCGAACUGCCACAUCACCAAGCACAAGCUAUCUCAACCCUAGACAUAGACACAACAGACCACAUUGAAUUUAUGCUAGAUGUUUUAAUGGAUAAGAGUAAUAUGCAAGAGACUCAUGUUGAAUUGCAGGUUGAUAAAACUAAUGAAAUUCAACAAGAGGAGUCAGAAAUGAAAGAAAAGCACGUAGUGACAAUGGAUCCAGAGGUUAAGCAAGUGCAUGUAGAUUUGCAUGGAGACAGUCAAUUUAAGCCUGAAGAUGAGAAGCAAGAUAUUGGCGAUGCAAGCCAGGUUGGUGAGCUGCAAGAUUCAAAAGUGACAGAAGACAUGCUUUCUGACUUGCAGGUUGAAGAAAGCAAGAAACUAGAUGUCUUGGAAAACACCAAAAUGAUACAAAUUAGCAAACCAGUAAAGAUGCUGCAAGAUCAUUGGGAAGACUUGGAGAAGGAGAGGAAAAUGCUUGAAGUUGACACAGCAUCUCAAGAAUCACAAGAAGCCCUUUUGAAGAGGGAGGAGGCUGUAGAGUCAACAACAUCAAACAUCAAGGUAGGACUAAAAACCUCUACUGAAGAUGAACAAAACAAGAUUUUAGAUGAAACAAGCCAAGAUGAUGCUACAAAAACAACUUGCAAAGACCAAGAAGCAAUAAUUCAAGAAACACUUGUUGGAGACACAGUAAUCGGGCAAGUUCCUCAAAGUUUGGAAAACAUUACUGCUGCAUUAGACAAAUCUGAAGUGUCUGUAUUUGAGAUAGACACUCAAAUAGAAGAAACUAUUACCAUCACAACUGAACAACUUCAGAAACGUAGUACUGACCAGACAAGUCCCAAUAGAAGAUUGUCUGAGGAGAUCACAACAGUUGAAGUCCAGGAGCCCACAUCUUUAGUUUUUGCAGUGAAGCCCCAUGAACUUGCUGCAACUUUCGCACAAAUUAGUUUAUCUGAAAUAGACACAAUGGAGCCAGGGGAGACCGAAAUUAGGGUGAAAAUUCUCAAAACAACCAAAGAUGCUGAAGCAGCUGAAGAUGAGAUCGCAACAGAGGAGAAAAAGUCGCCAGUUUGCUAUCUACAAGUAGAUAUACCCAAAAGCCAAGAAGAAAAUGAAAAUGUGUUUGUCACUAUAGUCAAAGAACCACAGAUUGACAUUGAAACUAGCAUUCAAAGCACAGAUGAAGAUACUCUUGGUGAGGCUGUAGCCAAGACAAUUAAAAUUGAAGUGCAAGGUAGUAGGCCAGAGAUCGAAGACAAGGUUCAAAAUGAAGCUGUUAUAUUGCUACCUGAAGAACCAUAUAAAAUUAAGACAGAUGUUGUUGAAAUUAGUUUAUAUGAACAAGGAUUACAGAAGACACAAAAGGAACCUGAAGUGCGAGUGAUUACAACGACAACUGAGACAAGAGUUGAAGAAAAUGUCUUGGAAUUUGAGCCAAAGCUCGAGGUAACUGGAGUUGAGGAAUGUGUCCCUGUUGAAUUGGACAAGAUUGUAGAUAUCAAGCAAAUUAUUAGUCCAACUGAAACAAAGUCUGAAGAAACUGAGCAACACAAAUUUAAUAUUGAAACUGAACCAAGUGAACUGUCUGACCAAGAAAUAACAUCGCAAGACCAAGUACCAACACAAGAAGAUACAAUUGGAGAAUCAGUUGGUUCUGCUGAUAUGGGACAACCAGACAGUGGCAUAAGAGUUGCAGAAGCUGUCAAAAUGCAUGCACAAGAGAAGCCAAAACAAGCUAUAGAAGAACAGACAACUAUUAAGGUUCAAGAAAUCCAACCACAUAAAUCAUUCAUUGAGCUGAUGAAGGAAGCGGCUAGAGAAAUUACAAUAGGUGUGGAAAGCAUUGUUACAGGUGUCACACCCAAAACUCAAACAUCUGUAGAGCAAGUACCAGAUAGUUCAGAACUAGUAAAUAAAGAAUCUGAAUUGACCCCAUAUUCUGGAAUACAACUAGUAAGCAAAACUAACGAAACUGAUAAUGAACAAAUUGCCACAAAAACACCAUUAUUGGAAGAAGGUGAUGCUGAUAAGCCCACUUAUUCACUUGAAGUUAAAAAGCACCCAGGAACAGAUGAUGCUAAACAAGAAAACAUACAGCAAGAUGUCCCUACAGAAGGUGUGAAAGAAACAGUCAAUAUUUAUCAAGACCAAAAAAUAACAGAGGAGCAACAGCAAUUUAAACCAAGUAAAAUGGAAGAACCCAUUCAAGACACUAAGCCAGUGCAAGAAAAGUCUUUUGUGGUCAUGAUGAGAGUUGCUGCAGAACAACUUCAGAAAGAAAAUGCUCAAAUAGAACAGCUCAAUAUGGGAAUGCAAGACGAGGGAGAUGAUGCACAUGGAGAAGUAUUUGUCAAAGAAGAAUUAGCAAUUUUGCAGCCAGGAUUGCAAGAAACAAAGCCAAAAAUAUUGCCUGAUGUUCAAAUGCAUCUAGCAGAUGAAGAAAAAGAUCUUGUCAAAGAGGUUCCUGAAAUUUCACAGAGGCGCAUAAAAAGACGAGAAAGUAUAGGUAUCAUUGAAGAUCCAGGUGUGAGUCCAACUGAAGUUGUCCAAACUUUCACCGAUAUUCUGACAGCAACACAGCUUCAACCUACUCAAAAGAUUGAAUCCACAAAAGUCAUACCAUCUAAGUCAAAGACAACAGUAUUUGAGACCGCUGUGAAGAAAGAGAAAGUGCCUGUUUUACAAGGAGAGCGCAGAGAGUCAGUUGAAGAUGAACCAACGAAAAAACAAAUUUAUGUAGACUUUGGAUCGGAAAGAAUUGAGGAGGAUACCAAACCACGAAUGGAAGACUGGCAUGGACAGCUAAGCACUGAAAAUCGAGAUCGAGAUGCAAGUGACACAAUUCAAGCCUCAUUUGAUGUCUUGCCAAAUGUAGAACCACAAGAGGCUCAGUCAUCUAAAGUAUUAUCAUCUGUAGUUGUUGAUACCGUUAACGAAAUGGUUCAAACUACUAUUAGGGAAGUUACAACUUUGAUUUCGAGGCCUGACAUAGUAAAGGAAACUAUAAAGACUACCCAAAAAGAGCAAAGUGCCGACAGUACUGGAGAUCAAGAUGAAUUGGAAAGUGUGCCACUGGUAGAACAAGCAACAGAAAUGGUCAAAUUGAGUUCUAGGAUGCAAGAAGAAGCAACAAGUGAAACCAUCCAAAUCUCUAUUGAUCCCGAAGAGACUGAUGUAAAAACAUCUGCCUUAAAUGCACUUAAACUUGUUGAGACGAGUAUUACUUCAGCAACUGUCCAGCAAGACCAAGAAGUUGGUGUACCUGUCCAAACUUCGCUGGAUACUGUGCAAAAAGACAUUGAACCAACAAAAAUUAGUACAACUUAUGCCCUUGAAACUACUGUUACUAUACCUGAAACGGUGUUGUCAGGCACCAAAGAAAAUGACCAAGAAGCUAUGGUUGAAAUUGUCAAACCUUCUGUUGAAACUACAGCCACAACUGAGUUUGAAGAAUCUAAAUUAGCCAGGAAAUUUGCAUUUGAAGCACUAGAAAUGGUUGAAACUGCAUGUGUGACUCCAGAAUCUGAACAGCCUAGUACAAAAACACAAGAAAGGGAUACAAAAACUGGAACUAUCAAGGAUUUAUCUGCAUUGAAAGCAGAAGAAUCCAUUAGUACACCUAAAAUUGAACAAAUAGCUUUUCUGAAGCAAGAGCAAGAACCUUCUCUAGAUGUUUUGACCACCACAGAAGCAGAAUCAACAAGUGCCGUACCAUCAGAUCUCCUAGAUGCUGCUAAAUCAGUAGUUACAACUAUGAUGUUAGAGCCUGAAAAAGAACAUGAGAAAAACAUUCAAAUUUCCUCUGAUAAUUUGGAUAAUUUAACUACAGAGAAACAACUUGAGCCACAUGAAGUUGGAUCUAGUAGCAAUGCAAUUUUUGAGACUUGCCCUCAAUUACAAAAUGCUACAGUUAAACCACUCAUCGUGACAAAAGACAAGCCUGAGAACAGAGACAAAACGGAAGCUGAUAUGCUAGAUAUUGUUAUCAUAGAGCAUGAAGAUUACAUAGAAUCUGUACUGUCCACUGAACCCAAAACAAAGACAGAUGAAUCUGAUAGUCCAGCAACAGAAGAGGCAAAAGAACUGACAAUAUUGUUAACGUCGGAACCACCUGCCAAAUCUGAAGUGCUUGAAAUCCCAAAACAAACCUCAAAGAUGCAAGAAGUUGAUAAAUCUAGUGAUAUUGAAAAGUCUGAUGAUCAAAUUGUGGAGGAUGAAGUCCAUGGAAAAGGUUGGACCUCAAAACCAGAAAUAGACACAGUUACAGAGACGAUAGUGACAGUAAAAACAAAACAAGAACCAUUUGAGAGUGAACCUGAUUUUAGUCUACUAAGAACAGAAGAGACACAAGAGGCUGAAUUGACAAUAAUGUUAACGUCUGAACCACCUGCCACUGAACAAACGGAAUUGAAAUUCCAGGUGCUUAAAAUCCCAAUAGAACUCUCAAAGAUGCAAACACUUGAGGAAUCUAGUGAUAUUGAAAAGUCUGAGGAGGCUGGAGUCAAUGUAAAAGAUUGGGAACAGCCUCAACCACCAAAAUCAGAAAUUGCUUCUACCAUUGCUUCUACAGGAUUGGAAAGCAAAUUGGAUGUGAUAGAACCAGCUGCAUCAACUGCAACUUCAGAGCAAGAAUUAGAUGUUGCACAACCAGACCAGUUGGCUCCAAGUGUGUCUUCUCAAAUUGAAGAUACAGCAGUAGUUGUAUAUGAAACAAUUACAGAGACAAUAGUGAAAGUAAAACCUCAAGAAAGAAUAAAACUAGAAGCUAUUCCUUUUGAGAGUGAACCUGAAUUUGAAAAAAUGCAAACACAGGAGGUUGUGCAAGAACCAUCUCAUGAUGUUGCUAUUGAAAAAUACACCGAACCAAGUUUGGAUGACCAAAUUGAGCAAGAAAUGCAAGAACAAGAAGGAGCAAAGAAAAUAGUGACCCCGACAACCACCAGUGCAGGUGAAACGCACAGCCAGGAAGAGGAAACAGCCCAGGAAACAUGGGAGAUCGUUGAUGAAUCUUUAGUUGAAACUGAAGGUGUCGAAGAAGAAGUUUGGGAGGAACCAAAAGAAUCCAAGUUGAGGGACAUUUUCUUAGAGAUAAACCUCCUUUCGGAAUCUGGACCAAGCUGCCAACUUCUCAAGGUGGAGGAAAGCCCAGAGACUCAUUUCACCUGCACCAGACCAGCUCCAGAGCAGGACAGAAUGAACCAACUCCUCUGCAAAGUCCUGGUGUGCAAGAACCAGUCUGCAAUGCUGAGUCCAACCGAUGUGGAACAUCAGCUCAAAGAGGCUAAGGAGUGCAGAGAGGCAGCUGUGGCUCAGGUGUCCCUCCUCUCUGAGCAGAGAAGAGGGGGAGAGAUAAGCUCGCAGGCCUCAGAGCUCGUGGAGGAUCAGUGGAGAUGCUCCGUCCAGGACUUAGACUUAGUUAUAGAGAAGAAAGAGGCUGAACUAGAUCUGGUGUCUAACUACACCAAAAAACUGGAGGAGGCCAAAGCCACUUUGGCAGAACUAAGGAGCGAGCUGGACACUGCUACAGAGUCUCCAGGUGAAAGUUGUUCUGAAGAGGCAGAACGUCUCAGCUCUUUACAGAGGACUUUGGAGAAGAGACGAACCAUACUCAACCAACUGAUCAUAAUCUACAGAAAACUAUACAUUAUUUUCCCCAAAUCUGAGAGGGCUGCUGCUCAAAACGACAUAAAAAAUUUGCAAAACCAAUGGACACUAGUUGAAAAGAACACUGAAAAAUCACUGUACCACAAAAAUGCAAUUUCCUACGAGACAGACAGCAUCAAGACAGAGAUGACCAAUUUGCAGGGACAACUAGAAGAUAUUGCUGAAAAGCUUGAUAAAAUUGAAAAUGAAGAGUGGCUAUGCGACGAAACACAACAGCUAAUUAUUUUGAAUGCAGACCUUAGUGCUGCAAAUGAAAAAUACUGCCAUUUGAAAGACCGUGUUGAAGAAAUCCUACCUAACUCACAAUGGGAAAGUGACACUAAAGAAAUUCAAGAUGGCAUCCAAGGAGUUGAAAAUAAACUUGGACAAAUUGAGAAUACAAUAUGUUCCCAAACCAAAAUUAGCAGUAAUCCGAUUAUGGAGAAGAUUGUUGCUGUACUAAGAGAUGCAUUUGCUUGGGCCAAAAAGACAGAAACAGACAUUGAAAGUAGACAAAAGAGGGUAUCAUUGCUUCCUGAACAGGUCCACCAUCAACUAAGAGACCUAAAGAAGCUACAAUCUGAAGUAAUAUCCAAACAAGGCCAGUUGGAGGCACUAGUGGACGAAGUGAAUGAACUUUUACCACAACUUGAUGAAGAACAAGAGGUCCCAAUGAUCAACACGUCUUUUAAAUCUUUGGAAGAAUUGUCCAAGUUGACGACUGAAAAGUUAGUCAAAGCUAUAAGGGAAACAGAGUCAGGGUUGCAAACCAGAGAGAAGCUAUCCCAACAAAUUGCAGAUUUAGACGCAUGGAUUAUGUCCUAUUUGAACAAAGAAUCUGUUUGCAGUUCUGAAACGGCAAUGGCCAUACCAGAAUUGGAACGCCAGGCAAGAAAGACCCAAGAAACGAUGGAUGAAGCUGAAAAACAAGCCAAAAUUUGUGAAGCACUUUUGGUAAAGUCUAAAGAAAUUGCACCCGAGCUUAGCAUUGCAGAGAAUUGCCAGCUAUUUAACAGGCUUACAACCCUCCAAGAUGACAUAGAUGAUAUUAUCGAAAAGGAAAAUGUGAACAAGCACGAGGUGGAGGAAUGCAUCAAAAUGGUAGAAUCUAGCAAGCAAAAGUUAGUUCCAAUUGAAAAGAGUGUAAGACACAUGCUUGUUGAUUUGACUCGACCAAAAUUCCCGAUAACAAGCAAAUCCCUACAAGCAUUGCAACCGCUGAAAAACACUCUAUCUGAACAUAAAUCUCAAGUCGAACGUUUGGAGCAAUGGUUACCUCUAGAAAAAUCCAAAGAAAUUCAAGGUUUAAUCGGUGAUCUUGAAAACAAAAUGCUCACCAUGGAACCCAAAGCGACCGAUCAUGAGUUGUACCUAAGUUUGAGGAAGGUCUUGGAGGAGUUGAAGGAGAGUAUGAAAGACCAAGUUCCAAAAGCUAAAGACGAAACAAAAGAUAUUGAAAAAUACAAGAAAUGCCAAAGUUUGCUGGUACACUUUCCUGUGAUAAAUGUGCUUUGCCAAGAAGUUAGAUCAAAAUUGCAAGACAUUUCAAUGGAUCUUUACCCAUCGCAGUUGAGUGCAGAACAACUAAGGAUAAAACAGACAGAAGAGACUCUAAAUACAAUGGAAACGUCACUAGACAAUACUUUGACGAUCAUUGAAGGCAAUUUGAUGAAAAGUAUGGAUUUGGGAAUAGAAACUAAAGCAUCUAUAGCCUUUUUGAAGAAUAUAAACAAACAUUUGAACAAAAAGUUGGCAGUAAAGCUGACGAAAGCAGAUGUGGACAGAGAAUACGCGAGGAUUUUAACCCUGAGGAGGACAGUGGAGAUGAGAAUAAGAGCCUGGGAGGUGCUCAAGCUGAAGUCAAGCAAGAAAGAGCCAGGAGCAGAGGAUCUAAUCAAACUGAAGAAGGAGGUUCUGCAAGAGUGUGACGCACAGCUGGAGAGCAUCACUGAGGCCAAACAGUCUUUGAGAUCCUACAUUGUCUCUGUGAGAAGAGUCAUCCUCCUUUUCCUCCACUUCGAACUCCCCUUACGGUACUGCUUUGGACCUCGCGGACUCUGCUCUGAGCGAUCGGACCAGAUCCACAGGUCUAUGGACUCUCUGGACCAGGACUUCCAGAAGCUUGUGGACCAACUCAAGACCUGCUUCCCACCAAACCGCCUCCUGUCCUCCUCCGCUGUGACAGAGCUCCAGGAGAAGACCCUGAGUCAGCUGCUGGUCAUGAUGGCCACAGUGAAGGCGAGGGGGCAGAUGGAGCUGGACAAACUCAACAGCUGUGUGGAGCAGUACAAUCAUUUCUGUGAGCUCUGUGACGAUAUCACCCAGAGACUGGAGAGAGCAGAGGAGAGUGCGAAUGGGCUAAUGUCCCAGAAAGUCACCUGUCUGAGACACUUCUCCCAACAACAGGAACAACUCAAGUCCCUUUGCUCAGAGGUGGACUCCCUGCAGAAAUCCCUGUCCGAUCUGAGGGAGUGGUGUACAGAACCGAGCUGCAGUCGGCACAGAGAAACAAUGGUGGCCAUUUUGUUUGCGAGAGUCUGGAGACUGAGACGCUGCUCCAGGAAACUGAGCUCCAGAUGUGAACAGAGGAUUGCCGAGUGGAGCCACAUCGCCGACAGUGUGGAGAAGGCAGAGUCAGUCCUAUCGCAGGUGGAGGCGGAGCUGCCCUCCUUCUCCGCCCUGAGGAGUGGCACAGAAGAGCUUCAUGAUGCGGUCCAGUCCUGGGAGCAGUACCAGGACCGACUGGACUGUGAACACCGUGCUCUCUCCGCUCUAGAGCUCAGAGUUGCACGUCUGCUCGGAGUCCCCGCCCACCUGGAACAAGCCCCACCCACACCCCUCUGUCAGCAACUACAGGCCAUGCAAACCAGAUACAACAGUGUGAGUAAGUGCAGCAGUGUGGGCCUGGCCUCCUCUCGCUUAGAACUGGAGGAAAGAGAGAGAAACCGAGUGGAGCUGCAGAGGCUGAAGAUUUGGCUGGAGGCUGCAGACCACCUGCUGUCAGAGCCUGAGACCGGCAACGCCCAUGAGAUACAGGAGGCACUUCUCCAUCUGUUUACCCAGAAGGCUUUGCUGCAGCAGAUCACAAACUCUAUACAAACAAAGUACUCAGAGCCAGACUGUGUGGUUCCGGGUGAGAUUGAGGUUCUGCUGCAGGACACCAGGCAGAUCAUGCAACAAGUCGAACCAAAGGUGAAUGACGCUGUGGAGAAGAGUGGUCCCGUUUACAGACUCGGGGCCAAAUUGUCAGAGAUCCAGUCUGGACUUCACUCACUUCAGAAGAGACUGGACCAGAAGAGCCCCACUGCAGCCGAGGCCAAGGUCACUCAGAAGCGUGUUUGGGAUGAGCUGGAUGUAUGGCACUCCUGUCUGGCUGCUCUAGAGGCAGAGGUGCAGGACCUGGAGAAACCAGAGGAGGCGCUAGUGCUCAUGGAGCGACUGGUGGAGGUUCAACAGAUUCACGCACAGCUGGCCAAACAGGCGGAGCAGAGGACCACACUGCUCAGCAAGAUCCACACGUGGCUCCAGGAGCAUCAGGAGAUGAUCAACAGCUCCAAGAGCUGGAUCAAUGAGGCCAAAACGUGGCUCGCUGCUCCAGCCACUUAUACCACCGCCAAGUGUCUGAGCAGCCACGUGCACGCCCUUCAGGUGGUGCUGGGCGACUCGGCGCAGAUCCGCUCCACUCUUCAGGGCUUCAGUCUGGUCCUGGAGGAGAUGUCUCAGGUCUGUGAUGUCAGCUCUCUGAAGCUCGAGCUCCAGGAAGCCGACCGAGAGGUGGCGCAAGUGCAAGACAGUUUCACCGCUCCUCUGUCCAAACUGCAACAUGCUGCUUCUGAGGUUGAGACCAUUGAAGCCGAGGUGAAGAAAAUGGAGAACGACGUGGCUGAAAUCAAACUGCUCCUGGCCUCUCCUGAGAGUUUACCCAGCCCCAAAGUGCGGAGACUCAAGAUUGUGGAGCAGAAGAUCCAGGCGAUGCAAAGGACCAUAGACGAGGUGCAGAGAAACAAACCUCACCUGGAUCUGCCGGAGAAGGCUGAGGAGACCCUGACUGUGUUCACUGUGGUGAACCACCUGCAGGUUCUGCUACAAGAACUACAGAAGAAAGUGCCAGCUCUGUUCAUCCCACAGCCUGACCAACCCCGACAGUCUCCAUUGCUGCCUCGACCCGAGAAAACUACAUCUGAGGAGAAGGAGGAGGGAGAGAUCCAGAUAGUUCAUGUGAAGGAGGAUGUUUUGAAGAGUUCAGGAGCAGAGCUGCUGACUGUGGAAAAGUCAACCCCAGAACAGAGGACGACCCCAGAACAGAGGACGACCCCUACUCCACCAGAUACAACCCCUACUCCACCAGAUACAACCUCUACUCCACCAGAUACAACCUCUACUCCACCAGAUACAACCUCUACUCCACCAGAUACAACCUCUACUCCACCAGAUACAACCUCUACUCCACCAGAUACAACCUCUACUCCACCAGAUACAACCUCUACUCCACCAGAGCCUGAGUCGCCUCCAGGAAGCCCGUACAGGGUGUUUGGUUUAUUGUGGUGGAUGUGGGACCUUUUCCUGGGCGCAGCUCCUCAGGAGCCAGAGGUCGACAUCUCUGAAGACGUCCCACCCGAUGCAUCGCAAACUGAAGAGGAAAAGGAGGCUGAAUCCGAGGACGCUGGUUCGAUCCCCGUCCCGUCCACCGGAGAGGACACCCCGGUAUCCCCCUCCCCCAGCGAAUCCUCCUCCAAAUCCGGCCGAUGCGUAGUGUCCUAGGCCUAAAAGCCGCCGCAAACCAUCACUAGAGACGCUACUGUCGUUACUUACGGACUUUUAUUUUGCACUAUGUUUAACGUUGCCAAAGAUAUUUACACUGUUGUCUAUAAAGUUGUCAUAUUUUUGUUUUUGUAAUCGCCAAUAAAUCAACAAUUAACGGUUAUUUAGGGCUGCGAAUUGGCGUCUUACGCAGCACCAACGUGGUUAACCCUUUAGUUUAGACAAAUACAAACAAGUUCCAAAAUGUCCCUUUGCCUCAGAUGCCCUCCCUGCGUCUCCAUGAGGACUUAUUCUGCAUAAAAGAUCUCUACAAACAUGUUCUUAAAUGCAUGGGAUUCUUGGACUAGUUUCACAGUUUGUCUCCUCUCAAAUGUUACAAAACGCUUUUUUAACAACAAAACAAACAAACAACAAACAAAAAUAAUCAUACUCUACGGCAACAGUGUAAAGAAACGUACUCGACGAAUGAAUGAAUGAAUGCAUUUUUGAAUGUCAGUAUUUUGAACCUGUUACAUUUUAAGCCUCCUGCAAAGACUAAAGACUAUAAUAUAUUUUGACUUUGCAUGAGAAUGACAAUUAUAAUGUAUAAUUUAGAGACGACUAAUAUAUAUGUGGAAAAACUAUCUUAAACAACCGAUUAAGACUUGUACAUGUUAAGUAUAAUAUAUGGAAUUACUACAGUAAACUACUGAAAUGUCCUUUCAAAUGUGUACAAGGCAGAAUCGCUCACAAUGAAGUGUCUUGACAAACGGUUUCUACUUUUUCUGGUUGGACCCCCAUCGUAUCACAAAUAUAUAUUUUUGUGGAUUUUUAAACUAAUGAUUUACAAGAAUCUAAAGUUUAAAAGUGCAGUUACAAUUUUGUCGUUAUAUUAUUGUUAACAAAAUAAAUGCAACGAUUCAGCGAUGUUUUAAAGUGCAUUUGACAGAUUAGAGAUUAUAUUACAGAUUAGAUUAUAGAUUAGAUUACAGAUUCGAUUACAGAUUAUGAUUAUAGAUUAGAUUACAGAUUCGAUUACAGAUUAUGAUUAUAGAUUAUGAUUACAGAUUAGAUUAUAGAUUAGAUUAUAAAUUAGAUUACAGACUAGAUUACAGACUACAUUAUAGAUUAGAUUACAGAUUAAAUUAUAGACUAGAUUACAGAUUAGAUAAUGGAUUACAUUACAGACUAGAUUAUAGACCACAUUAUAGAUUCGAUUACAGAUUAAAUUAUAGAUUAUGAUUACAGAUUAGAUUAUAAAUUAGAUUACAGACAUUAUAGAUUAGAUUACAGAUUAGAUAAUAGAUUACAUUACAGACUAAAUUAUAGACUACAUUAUAGAUUAGAUUACAGAUUAAAUUAUAGAUUAGAUUACAGAUUAGAAAACAAAAAAUUGAAAAAAAAACAGGAAGUAGUGCCGAGUUCUUAAAACACAAUCCCUCAGCUCACUUCAGUCCCAUGUCAUGUAUUUUUAUGAGUCUAAUCAUAACUACCGUGUCAUUUUGGGUAUGAUCUUAAACCUAAUGCUCUAAUCUGUCAUAUGGAUUUUCAUUUUUGGGUCCUCGGUCGCCAGACGAGAGUCACGGCUCAAGACCAUUCAUACAAAUAUUUUUCACGUACAGAUUUUGCCUUGUUGUGACUAAAUAUGUCUACUCCUUCGUACAUAAAACUCCUGAGAACUCUUUUAACGUCUAUGGCCCGUGUUGUAAUUAUAACUCAAUUCAACGUACACAGUGUAACGCAACAACUUGGGCCCGAAAAUGUCACUUUUUUUUUUCAAUCUUUAAUUUCUACAGCUCCCUGCGAACACGAGUAUUCCGAUGUUAAACGUAAAAUAUAUUUAUCCUCUUUUUGGUUCCUUGUGGGUUAAAUUAGCCGUGAUUUAAAUUCUGUAUGUUUAUAAAGUUAUUUUAAAAUUUUCUUUUCAUUUUGUCCUAGAAGGUAUUUCACGGCCAAAUCAUUUAUUAUGAGCUAUUUUCUUAAUACAAAACAGGCAAAGGAUUCUUAUAGCUUUAAAAUCUUCUUUAAAAUCAAAAAUCCCGUUUAAAUGAGCUUUUUUUGCACUUAAAAUUAGCGAAAACACAAUAAUUAACACCGUAAAAUUAAAAUAAUAAAAAACAAUUACUCAAUUUAAAAUGCUGCAUAUGUCCAAAUUUGUUUUUCUUUUUUGUUUUUUUUGUUUUUUUGUUGUUGUUUUUUAGCAAUUCUUAGCAAUUUGUACAUGCAACCAAAUAUCUAACCUCUUCAGUAUUUCCUAUGCUGUUGUUUACAUAAAAAGUGCAAAAUGUGAUAUAAAAUUUGCCCAAGUGAAAGGUUGGGGUUGUGGGUCUGUAUUGUUCUGCAUGGACCUUGGACUUUAAUGUGAUUAAUCUGUAUCAUAAAGCUAUAGCCCGUGUCUGUGCAGUGUGAAAUCUUAAGCUAAAUUUGAGCCUCGGUCUUAUUCUCUCAUAAUAUGAACUGAUACAUAAUAAUAAUGAUGAUGAUGAUGAUGAUGUAAUGCCGUGUGCUUUGCUUUGGUGUUUUCUGACUUUUGUAUUUUCAAUAAACUAUUCUUUAACAUUA
Periophthalmus magnuspinnatus is the source of this 28976-nucleotide messenger RNA. RefSeq names its product titin-like. The record is from RefSeq and is a predicted model, not a curated record. Lineage: Eukaryota; Metazoa; Chordata; Actinopteri; Gobiiformes; Gobiidae. Bases 3225 to 26435 code for a protein of 7736 amino acids. The transcript has 22 exons.